This is a messenger RNA of Serpula lacrymans var. lacrymans S7.9, 2811 nucleotides long. RefSeq lists its product as uncharacterized. NCBI's taxonomy places the organism in Eukaryota, Fungi, Basidiomycota, Agaricomycetes, Boletales, Serpulaceae. The transcript has 12 exons. The record is from RefSeq and is a predicted model, not a curated record. Bases 1 to 2811 code for a protein of 936 amino acids.
AUGUCUCAUAUUCCUAGGACAACCGAGGCAAAAAAAGGACCAUGGUGUAAAUAUUGUCAACAACACCGAAGCACACAGCGCUUUGACAAGCACAUCAAGUCCUGCAAGGUCAGAAAUCAGGAACAAUUAGAGCUAGCGGCACGACAAGAAAACCAUUCAGAGAAACGGUGCUUAGGGAGAUCACUCGAGGAGCCAAAUCAAAAAAGAAAGAAAACUGUUGAGGUGUUAACGUCUCUCUUUUUCAACUUCUUAAAUUUACAGUUCUGUGCAUCUUAUCAGGCUGACGGAGACCGGACUCAAGUCAAUGACGAGGUUGAAGCGGGUCCUCCAAUCAGCGCAGAAUCUGGUAACGACGAAACCAAUGUCCAACAGAUAUCAAGUGCAACUUUUAUUCAAGUUGUCCACCAUCCUCAAAGUGGGAAGCACGACCCAGUCAUAAUUCCCCUUGACAGUGUUAUCCCUUCAGCUGAUCAAGGCAACCACGAAGCUGGACUUGGCUCUGCAUUGGAGAUCAAACCGUGGGCGCCCUUUCGCAAUCGUGCCGACUUUGAAUAUGCGGAAACAGCUGUCAAGGGAUUAUUAAGUAAAGCAAUAGUAAACACACAGUUAUAUGGGAUACAUCAUGGAUGGGCAGAUAAUACUAACAUUACAUUUCGGAACUAUGCAGACAUCGAGAAGACUUUACAAGUAGCACGUGCGCAAUAUGUCCAGUUUCAAGAAGGAAAUGUUUCUGCAUGUUAUCUAGGAGAAACUCAUUACUUCAAGUUUCAGUACCGAGAUCCGUGGAAAAUCUAUCGCAACUGGAUUAUGGAUGAGACAUUAGCGCCUCUCAUCCUUUGGCAUCCUUGCCGCAAAUAUUAUUGCCGUCGAAAUGGUAGGAUAGUCUUGAAAGAACGCAUAUACGACGAGUUCAAUUCAGCCAACAAAUGGUGGGACGUACAGGAAUCCUUUCCACAAGAAGAACCACCGCAUUGCUUUCUACCGAUCUCUCUCUGGCUUGACAAAGGCAACAUCACUAAGCGGGUCAAGAAGCACCCUAUAAUUAUUCGUCCGCUAUUUUUGCCGCGGGGGGUAAGAAAUGCGUCGGGAAAUGGAGGAGGUGUUCUUGUAGGGUAUAUGCCCAUUCCUUUGGACCCGGCCGACCCAUCUGACAGAAACACUGCUGAUACCAUUAAAUGGCAGUGCUUCAAGCGUGAAGUUUACCACAAGGUUGCCGAAGUAAUAUUCCACUCACUACGAUGGCCUGCACGCUUCGGAGAAGCAAUGGCCUGUGGUGACAAAAUUGAUAGAGUGAUACAUCCAGGAAUACCAGUCAAGUCUGUUGAUGGCGAAGAAAGCUGUGCGCUAACAGCUACGCGUGCGGCCCUGGCCAAAUUUCCAUGCCCGAAAUGUCUUGUCUGCCAUGACAGUUUAACGAAACUAUGCGGAAAUUUUCAGUGUCGCACAACUGACAACAUGGAGAAGGUGUACAAGCGUUCAAUCACAGCAUCAAAUAAAACGGAGGCUGAACGAAUCUUACAAGCCCACGGAUUACAUGCAACCAAGAACUUUUUUUGGUCACUCGACCACUCAGACCCAUAUUGUUCCAUUUCAUACGAUAAAUUACACUCCGAUGAUCUAGGAAAAUGGGGUAAGCACAUCUGGCCGCUCCUCCUCACAGUGUUAGCAGAAAACGGAAACAAAGGCCAUAUGGCCAGAAACAUGCGGAAUGUAUCAAGAUGGCCUGGACUCAAACACUUCAUGAACGUCACCACAGUCGAAUAUGCGGAUGGUCAAGUGUUUUAUGAUAUACUCAAGUGCAUCCUCCCAUGCAUCGUCCAAAUUCUCCCUAGGAACUCAACAUUAGUACAUGGUAUCCGAGCCUAUGCUAGAUAUCGGCUCAUGAUUGGCCUCAAUUGUAUGACCGAAGGGAGGACACACCGGCUAAAACAAUAUAUUAUUCAAUAUGAACAAUGUUGUGAACACAUUUCAAACAAUUACGAGAAGGACUUCCACUUUAGCAAGCAACACGCCAUAAAUCAUAUUCUCACAGAAAUCCGGCAGAAGGGUGCAACGGAUAACUACGACACACGAGUCAGCGAGGGCUUUCACCAAGAGGCGCAAGAAGCCUACGAGCAGACAAACCGGAAAGAUACAGACAGCCAGAUGGCUCGCAUUGACGAGAACCCAAGAAGCCAUCGCCCACAUACGGAUGACCGAGAUGACGCUGGCAGAAAUGAUGACCAGAGGUCGACACAACCUACCCCCGAUAACCACUGGAUGCUAGGAUCUCCCACAAACCUGACAAGCUCGGUAGUCAUGGAGCAUUGCGAGGGCCUCAAAGGAUUUGACAAGCGUCUGCGGAGUUUUUUAGUCUCAAGUUGCAAUGUAGCCGUUGGAGAUGGUCCCAUCUCAAUCAGGAAAUAUCAAUGCAUUUAUCUUAAGUAUCAAUCACACGAAGACUGGAGCGAAGGACGGGACAUCCUUCGCUGCAACCCCAACUUCAAUAAAGAAUCACGCUUCGACUGUGUUCUCAUUAACACAGACACAUCGGAGCCAGUUCCUGCUCGACUCCAAACCGUCUUUCGAUGUUUCCUUCAGUCCUCUUCGUUUGAUAUUGUGUCGGUCAAGAUAUUCAAGCCAUCAAAUGGAAUUCCGAGGACCAGAUGGUCGGGGGCACUUUUGUAUGAUGAAGCGAGAGAUUUCAAGCUGGUCAUGGCUAAGUCCCUGAUUCGGGGAGCUCAUAUGAUCGAGGCUUUUGAUCUGAAGGAAGGCCGGUUUUAUUUAAAUGACUUGAUUGAUGGUGAUAUGUUCCUACGUUUCGGGAACUGA